CUACCACCCGAUUCCAUGUCAAUGUUAGUUGGCCACGCGUGCUAGGUCAUCGCCACUGCAAUUUCGUCUCGCUGCUGUUCCUGUUUGUGACGAGCAACCGACGAGAGCCAGGAAAAUUCUACUCCAAAUCUACUUUCGAUUUUUGUUCCUUCCAAAUCCUUGUCUCUUUCCCUGAUCGACGGCUUCUUGAUUUCGAUUGGUGAUAUCUCCAUGAGUGGAAGCGACCGGAUCAAUCUGUCAUAGGGUUAGGGCAAGACUUCGAUCUUCCUUGUUUGAUUUUUUCCUCUACGAUCUUGUGGAUGGCGACCACGAGCCCUCUGAGCCCCGGAGGCACUGGAAGCGUCGACGCUGCUCCGCUCCUCAGCACCCGGAAUGUUGGUAACCGCUCCAGAAGGGGCCGGGGUGUCCUCCGAGCCUCUCGGUUCCUCCGCCGGGCGAGCAGCCGGCAUAUGAUAACGGAACCAUCGAUGAUGGUGCGGGAGACGGCAGCGGAGCAUCUGGAGGAGAGGCAGAGCGACUGGGCCUACUCCAAGCCCGUGGUGUUCCUCGAUAUCAUGUGGAACCUGGCAUUUGUGGGCGCGGGUGCUGGGGUUCUGAUCAUGAGCCGGUACGAGACACCGUCGAUGCCUCUUCGGUUGUGGAUAGUCGGGUAUGCGCUACAGUGCUUUCUGCAUAUGGUCUGUGUUUGUAUUGAGUACCGACGUAGGCAGACGACCCAGAGGGCUGUUCUGGAUGAGGAAGAAGAAGGGGGGAAUGGAAGGAGAUCCGGAUCAAAUUCACCGAGGGCGACAGGAGAAGCUGUGGGGGAUGAGCAGAACGAUAGCACUAAUGUGGUGAAACACUUGGAGUCUGCAAACACUAUGUUCUCAUUCAUAUGGUGGAUUGUUGGUUUUUACUGGGUAUCUGUUGGAGGCCAAGAGCUGACCCGUGAUUCUCCCCAACUUUACUGGUUGUGCAUAGUUUUUCUGGCAUUUGAUGUAUUCUUUGUUGUUUUCUGUGUUGCUUUGGCGUGUGUAAUUGGUAUAGCUGUUUGUUGUUGUCUGCCUUGUAUCAUAGCAAUUUUGUAUGCUGUUGCUGAUCAGGAAGGAGCAUCUGAAGAAGAUAUAUGCCAACUACCAAAAUACAAAUUUCGGAGGGUUGGAGAUCCUGAAAAACUUGAUGAGAUAUCAGGGCCUUUUAGUGGAAUCAUGAUCGAGUGUGGAAGUGAUUCACCUGCAGAGCAUGUCCUUUCAGCAGAGGAUGCUGAAUGCUGCAUUUGCCUCUCACCUUAUGAAGAUGGCGCGGAGCUACGUGAACUUCCAUGCAGCCACCAUUUUCAUUGUGGUUGCAUAGAUAAAUGGCUGCACAUAAAUGCCGUUUGCCCCCUCUGCAAGUUUCACAUUAUAGAGUCUAACAACCACGGAAGGGAGGAGGUUUAGAUGAUGAUGCUGCAUGAUUGUGUACUGGAAAUUCGACGUCCUAUUGCCUUGUAACUAUGAGUGGCUUGUAUCAACUUGUGUGAUUCAAAGAGCGAAGUCAUAACUUAUUUUACCAUAUACCUUAAUUGUAGCUAAUGUCCAAUAGAAGAAAAAAAAGAUUGUUGUGGAA
Messenger RNA from Zingiber officinale, 1587 nucleotides. Its product is annotated as E3 ubiquitin-protein ligase At4g11680-like. Bases 300 to 1418 code for a protein of 372 amino acids. The transcript is spliced from 5 exons. The record is from RefSeq and is a predicted model, not a curated record. NCBI's taxonomy places the organism in Eukaryota, Viridiplantae, Streptophyta, Magnoliopsida, Zingiberales, Zingiberaceae.